UGGUCCCCAGCAUCUGAGCCAACGCCCCCGCUGGCUGCACAGGCUCUGCCGGUGGCACAGACAUCUCGCCGCGCUGAGUGCCGGCUGGGUGCCAGUGUAACAGGUGACCUGUCUGUAGGUCCACUCAAUGACCACGGCAGGCUGGCAGUAUCAAACGGACUUUAUUCACUGGCUGACUCGCCAACACAAAAUAUAACAGUCUCUCACUUAUGCCUGGCGCUCCACCGGACUUCGUCCUGUAAACAGUCUCCAAGUUAUGCCCGGUGCUCCACAGGACCUCGCCCGGUAAACUGUCCUCCACUCGUGGGUCAUCACCAGCCCACCUCCUCUCCGUCUGUGUCCUUUUUUCUCCUCCCCUUCAGCCUGCUACUGCGGAGAGAAUCAGAUUUCUUUAAAAAGGAUCAGUUAUUCGUAAUCCUGGAGUUUGAUUUUGGAGGCGUCGACUUGGAGAACAGCAAUGGAACGUUUGCAUCUUUAAGGGUGGCAAAGAGCAUCCUUCACCAAGUUACUGCUGCCUUGGCUGUUGCUGAGCAGGAGCUACACUUUGAACACAGGGACCUCCACUGGGGCAACGUGUUGGUAAAAACAACCAAGCAGAAGACAGGGAGCUUCCUUCUAAAUGGAACAGCCCACUCUGUGGAAACCAAGGGGGUGCUGGUCCACAUCAUUGACUAUUCACUGUCCAGACUAGAAAUCGAUGAUCUGACGGUGUCCUGUGAUAUUUCAAAUGAUGAGGACCUCUUCCUGGGCCAGGGCGACUACCAGUUUGAAGUCUACAGACUGAUGAGAAAGGAAAAUGGAAACAACUGGAGCGACUACCACCCCCGUACCAACGUGCUGUGGCUCCACUACCUGUGCUCCAAGCUGCUUUCAAUGAAGUACCGGGGCACUGGAGGGAGGAGCGCCAAGGACAUGCGAGAGGAGCUCACUGGUUUCUAUGACAACGUUCUCCAGUACAGCUCUGCCACAGAGGCGCUGCAGAACUGCCCCAUGUUUCAGUAGUAUGUGAGUGCUGAACAAAUUAGGUGUGAGAAGGCUCAUAUAGUUGUUUUGUUUUGUUUUUAGUAUGAAGAAGGUGCAAUGCAUUUGGGUCAUCUGAUUUCAGCUUCCUUCACUCUGCAGUACGUUUGUCUGCUUUAUUAAACUCAGGCUUGUAAAGACGAUUAUUGAUCCUACUGGCAGAGAUGAAGGUUCUUUAGAGAGCCAUGUACAAAGAGCUGUCUUCUUAUGAAAGUUAUUAAAAUGACUGCCUGAAAACAAUGUAUUUGUGUAUUUAUGGAGCUUGUUUUUCGCUGUUUAUUUUGCUGAGUUAUGCAUGUUAAAUAGAAAGGCAGAAAAAAGUGUUUUUAAUACAUUUUGGUGGUGGAUUUUUGUAGAUCUUUGUAACGGUAUUGUGCUAAAAAUUAGUUUUGGAAUGGUGGACGUUAAUCACCAACUCUUAUAACUCAUCUAUUCAGCAAAAAUGUUUAAUAUUCUCUGGUUGUAGCUUCUCAGAUUUGCUGCUUUCUGAUGCAGGUUGAAAGAGGAAUUUUAAGACGUCGCCUUUGGCUGUGGAAAAUGGUGAUUAUUUUCUGAAUUUUAAUGGGCGGGAUGAUUAAGCCAUUAGCUAUUUUUUUAAUUAGCUAAUAAUGAAAACGAUCAUUUCAUCGAGAACCGAGCUGCAAAGACUGCACGUGAGGAAAUUAGGUUAGAAAAACAGAGCAGGCAAGAUCUGGUCAUAUGAAACUCCAAAUAAUCUGUUGAAUCAGAUCUUUAAAAAAAUGUCAAAAUGGGGGAUCUGCUGUCCAAUGUACAGGUGAAGCAGGCAAGUUUACAUUUUUUAAAAUAGAGAUGUGAAUGUUGCUAUUUUGCAAGAAAACUUUGAAACGUUACAGCCUCCCUGCUUGAGAUCGAUGGAGUUUAUCUUAUUUGAAGAUUAAACAAUAUGAUGGUAUUAAAGUCCUGAGACUAUAAAUUUGCCAACUGACAGACUUGUUCCUCUUAAAAAAUGUUUUCAGUGACUUUUGGUUGCUCUUAAUGAUCUUAAUUCGUAGCAUUUUGCAUUUGUUUCAUUCUUUUUGUCUUGCUUCUAGUAUUUUGUGUUUAGUUUGUGUUGAUUUUAAACUUUUUAAUCCUGUUUUCAGUCUUGCUUUUUUGCACAUGUAUUUGUCGUUGCCUUACUUAUGUCGCACAUCGGUCAACUGUGGGUGAUCUAAAAUGUGCUGAUAGAGAUUUUGUUUGACAGAUGUUAGCCAAUAAAAAUGAUAUACAUUUA
This is a messenger RNA of Acanthochromis polyacanthus (spiny chromis), 2254 nucleotides long. RefSeq names its product histone H3 associated protein kinase (gene haspin). Gene Ontology annotation, molecular function: histone H3T3 kinase activity. Gene Ontology annotation, cellular component: cytoplasm; nucleus. Lineage: Eukaryota; Metazoa; Chordata; Actinopteri; Pomacentridae. The annotation marks the transcript as partial. Gene Ontology annotation, biological process: mitotic cell cycle; intracellular signal transduction. The transcript is spliced from 6 exons. The record is from RefSeq and is a predicted model, not a curated record.